Messenger RNA from Debaryomyces fabryi, 423 nucleotides. RefSeq names its product mitochondrial 54S ribosomal protein mL43. Bases 1 to 423 code for a protein of 140 amino acids. Lineage: Eukaryota; Fungi; Ascomycota; Pichiomycetes; Serinales; Debaryomycetaceae. The transcript has a single exon. The record is from RefSeq and is a predicted model, not a curated record. Gene Ontology annotation, biological process: mitochondrial translation. Gene Ontology annotation, molecular function: structural constituent of ribosome. Gene Ontology annotation, cellular component: mitochondrial large ribosomal subunit.
AUGCCAGUUAAAGCUAUACCUAAAGUAUCUAUAAGUCGGAAUGGUGUUGGAGCAUACGUUUUGCCUUGCCAUAGAAUAUCCGUGCAAUAUUGUAACCACGGUGGAUCAUCGAGUGGUAUUCGUGAUUUGUUAGCGUCAGGUUCAUUAAACUCCAUGGCAUCGGCCAAAUCAAAAAUAUACUUUGACAUAACGAAGCAGAAAGGACACCCAAAUUUGGUAUUCCAUUAUAACAACGAUCACACCAACCAGGUUAGUAUUGCCAAUUUGCCAGCCAGUGAAAUAAUGAAUAAGAUUAAUGAACACUCACAAGCCACUGGAAACAAAUUAUUUAAAUGGAACCACAAAGUAUUAUCUAUCAAUGAGUCUGUUAGAGGUAUUUGGUCUCCAUUGCAUACAGCAAAGGAAAAUAGACAUAAAAUUUGA